This is a messenger RNA of Danio aesculapii, 7525 nucleotides long. RefSeq names its product transmembrane protein 87B (gene tmem87b). Lineage: Eukaryota; Metazoa; Chordata; Actinopteri; Cypriniformes; Danionidae. The record is from RefSeq and is a predicted model, not a curated record. Gene Ontology annotation, cellular component: membrane; Golgi apparatus. Gene Ontology annotation, biological process: retrograde transport, endosome to Golgi. Bases 1 to 1692 code for a protein of 563 amino acids. The transcript is spliced from 20 exons.
AUGGCCGCCGAUAGCAGCCGGUGGACGCGGAACAGCAGCCGAUUGCUCUGUUUAAUAAUAUUUUUCUUCUACUUUUCUUCAUAUAAUGGAGUUAACGCUGCUCCGGAAAUGGGCCUGUGGACUGUCACAGUGUUUAAUUCAUCCAGACAUUUAUUGUUACGGAAAUCCAUGUAUAAGGACACUGACAUUCAGCUGAGAGUGGGUUCGUUUGAUUGUCCGGAGGAAGUGUCUUUCACCAUCCAGUGGUUUUUUAAGUAUUACCCAUGUCACAAUGAGUACAACAAUCUUGAAGAAAUGUAUCAGAAGACGCCGCUGAGUCGACGUGAUAGUCUGGACCCCAACCCUUUUGGACCCGGAGAAUAUAUUCAGCAUAAAUACAAGGAGUUUUCCUGCAACAAUGACAUGCACAUCUUCCCCAUGCUCAAUAAGUCAAAAGCAGAACCGAAAACGGUGAAACCGGGUGUUGGAGAAAACGACUUAAAGGACGACAGUUUCACAAGUUCUUCUGUUGCUGAGGCUGGAACAUUUAAACCAAAGGCAAAGGAUCAUGUGAUUUCAACAACCUGGAGGGACGGACCAUAUCUGCUAUUGGUUAAGAUUCAUCCAAGCAGACAAGAUGUGAACUGGAAUUUAACCUUCAGUGUUGUGAUGAUGGGAGCUCACGGUUAUCUUUCUGUCACUGAAUGGCCUCUCAUGAUCUUCUACAUGGUGAUGUGUAUGGUGUACAUCCUCUACGCUGUGCUCUGGUUCGUCUGGUCGUCCUGCUACUGGAAAGAUCUGCUGAGGAUCCAGUUCUGGAUUGCGGGAGUCAUUUUCCUGGGCAUGAUCGAGAAGGCCGUCUUCUGUGCUGAAUAUCAGAACACCAACACCGUGGGAUCAGCAACUCAGGGUCUGCUGAUCUUCGCUGAGCUCGUCUCUGCUCUGAAAAGGACUCUGGCUCGUUUGCUCGUCAUCAUCGUCAGUCUGGGCUACGGCAUUGUCAAACCUCGUCUAGGCACCGUCAUGCACAGAGUGGUUGGUCUCGGUGUGCUUUACUUCGCAUUCGCUGCCAUUGAGGGGGUUCUGAGGAUCACUGGGGCUAAAGACUCUGACCUGGCCCUGCUAGCCAACAUUCCCCUGGCUCUGCUUGACUCCUCUCUGUGUUGGUGGAUAUUUGUCAGUUUGGCACAAACCAUUAAGACUCUAAAACUCAGAAGAAACCCAGUGAAGUUGUCUUUGUACAGACACUUCACCAACACACUCAUCUUCGCUGUUCUGGCUUCAAUCGUUUUCAUGGUUUGGACGACAAAGAAGUUUCGGUUAGCAGACUGUCAGGGGGACUGGAUGGAGCUGUGGGUGGACGAUGCUUUCUGGAGGUUCCUCUUCUCUAUUAUUCUGCUGGUCAUCAUGUUUCUGUGGAGGCCGUCUGCUAAUAACCAAAGGUAUGCCUUCACACCGCUCAUUGAUGACUCCGAUGAUGAGGAGAUCGAGGAGUUCCUGGUGUCUGCAAAUAUUGCUGAUGGGAUAAAGUUGAGAGCAGCUAAAACAGAAACCAAUGGAACAGUGAAGCCUCCAGCAACUAAUCCGGAUGAGGAUUUGAAGUGGGUGGAGGAGAAUAUUCCUACCUCUCUGACUGAUGUAGCUCUUCCUGUUCUUCUCGACUCAGAUGAGGAGAUCAUGACCACCAAAUACGAGAUGUCUAAAAUGGAGUGAGUUUGAGGAAUGCUCGAGAUCCUCUGACGGAGAUCUGACCCUCAUAGAGCCACAGACUCGGACCGUUUUCUUCCUGCUGCGGUUGGUUGGUGGAUUUUUGAGUUGAUUGAAGGAAUCCUGCUGAAGGUGCAGACAUAUUUUAGCUGGUUUAGACGCCAUUCUACCUGAACUCUGUGUGAGGCGUUAACUCUUGUUUUCCCGAAACGUCCUGAAGACUGUAACGUCGUCAUCUAUGUAAAAAGAGACAAGUGUUUAUGUUUCUAAUGACAUACUUGUCAAAAUUGUGUGCGGCGAUAAUGUGUUAUUGGAAUGGAUUAAAAUGGGGUUUUGUUUUGCGUGUGUAUGUGUGUGCUGGCGUGGGUCUUGAAAAAACACUAAGGAACAUGGUAAUACUUGAAAGGGUGUUCAUAAGACUGUCAUGAAACUUUUAUAAUCUUAUAACAACUGUUAUAACAACUUAUAAAAAGCUUAUAACAACUGUUAUUAAGUGUCAAUGGCACAGUUAUGUCAUUUUAAAUGACAUUGUUUUUAUAAUGACAACUUGACAUAAAUACAUCACAACCAGUCUUCAUCUUUGUUAUGACAACUUGUCAUAAAUCCGUCAUAAACAUGAUUGUCAAAUAGAGCAUUUGUCUGCUGUUCAAACCUAGCCUAGAGCACUAUCAGCUGUUCAAAAGUAGCCUUGAGCAUCAUCUGCUGUUCAAACCUAUCCUAGUGUGUCGUCUGCUAUUCAAACCUAGCUUAGAGCACCACCUGCUAUUCAAAUCUAGCACCAUCUGCUGUUCAAAACUAGCCUAGAGCGCCAUCUGCUUAUAAAAAAACUAGCUUAGACCAUCAUCUGUUCAAAACUAGCACAGUGUUUGUCUGCUGUUCAACCCUAGCUUAGAGCACCACCUGCUGUUCAAAUUUAGAACCAUCUGCUUUUACAAAAACUAGCCUAGAGCGCCAUCUACUUAAUAAAAAAACUAGCUUAGACCGCCAUCUGCUAUUACAAGAAAGCCUAGAGCACCGUCUGCUGUUCAAAACUAGCCUAGAGCGUUGUCUACUGUUCAAACUUAGCCUAGAGCACCAUCUGCUGUUCAAGCAUAGCCUAGAGCUCCAUUUGCUGUUCAAAACUAGCACCAUCUGCUGUUAAAAACUAGCCUAGAGCACCAUCUGCUUAUAAAAAACUAGCUUAGACUGCCAUCUGCUAUUAAAAGAGAGCCUAGAGCGUCAUCUGCGGUUCAAAACUAGCACCAUUUGCCGUUUAAAACUAGCCUUGAGCGCCAUCUGCUUAUAAAAAAAUUAGCUAAGACCACCAUCUGCUAUUAAAAGAAAGCCUAAAGAACCGUCUGCUGUUCAAAACUAGCCAGAGAGCGUUUGUCUGCUGUUCAAACCUAGCCUAGAGCGCCAUCAGCUGUUCAAAAGUAGCCUAGAGCAUCAUCUGCUGUUCAAACAUAUCCUGGUGUGUUGUCUGCUAUUCAAACCUAGCUUAGAGCACCAUCUGCUGUUCAAAACUAGCCUAGAGCACCAUCUGCUAAUAAGAAACUAGCUUAGACCGCCAUCUGCUAUUAAAAGAGAGCCUAGAGCACCAUCUGCUGUUCAAGCAUAGCCUAGAGCUUUAUUUGCUAUUCAAAACUAGCGCCAUCUGCUGUUCAAAACUAGCCUAGAGCACCAUCUGCUUAUUAAAAACUAGCUUAGACUGCCAUCUGCUAUUAAAAGCAAGCCUACAGAACCUUCUGCUGUUCAAAAUUAGCCUAGAGCUCCAUCUGCUGUUAAAACUAGCACCAUCUGCUGUUAUAUAGAUAGCAGCGCUAUCUGCUUAUAAAAAACUAGCUUAGACUUACAUCUGCUAUUAAAAGCAAGCAUAGAGCACCGUCUGCUAUUCAAAACUAGCCUAGCUGUGUUUGUCUGCUGUUCAAACCUAGCUUAGAGCAUUACCUGCUGUUCAAAUCUAGAAACAUCUGCUCAAAACUAGCCUAGAGCGCCUUCUGCUUAAUAAAAAAAAAUAGCUUAGACUACCAUCUGCUAUUAUAAGAAAGCCUAGAGCACCGUCUGCUGUUCAGACCUAGCCUAGAGCACCAUCUGCUGUUCAAGCGUAGCCUAGAGCUCCAUUUGCUGUUCAAAAUCAGCGCCAUAUGCUGUUCAAAACUAGCCUAGAGCACCAUCUGCUUAUAAAAAAACUAGCUUAGACUGCCAUCUGCUAUUAAAUGCAAUCCCAGAGAACCUUCUGCUGUUUAAAACUAGCCUAGAGCGACAUCUGCUGUUAAAACUUAGCCUAGAGCAUCAUCUGCGGUUCAAAACUAGCACCAUUUGCUGUUUAAAACUAGCCUUGAGCGCCAUCUGCUGAUAAAAAACUAGCUAAGACCGCCAUCUGCUAUUAAAAGCAAGCCUAGAGCACCGUCUGCUGUUCAAACCUAGCCUAGAGCGCCAUCAGCUGUUCAAAAGUAGCCUAGAGCAUCAUCUGCUGUUCAAACCUAUCCUAAAGUGUCGUCUGCUGUUCAAAAGUAGCUUAGAGCACCACUUGCUGUUCAAAACUACCCUAGAGCGCCAUCUGCUUAUAAAAAACUAGCUCAGACCGCCAUCUGCUAUUAAAAGCAAGCCUAGAGCACUGUCUGCUGUUCAAAACUAGCCUAGAGUGUUGUCUGCUGUUCAGACCUAGCCUAGAGCGCCAUCUGCUGUUCAAACCUAGCCUAGAGUUCCAUUUGCUGUUCAAAACUAGCACCAUCUGCUGUUGAAAACUAGCAUAGACUGACAUCUGCUAUUUAAAGCAAGCCUAGAGAGCCGUCUGCUGUUCAAAACUAGCCUAGAGCAUUUGUCUGCUGUUAUAAUCUAGCCUAGAGCAUCAUCUGCUGUUCAAACCUAUCCUAAAGUUUCGUCUGCUGUUCAAAUCUAGCCUAGAGCAUCAUCUGCUGUUCAAACCUAUCCUGAAGUUUCAUCUGCUGUUCAAACCUAGCCUCUAGUGCCAUCUGCUGUUCAAGUCUAGCUUAGAGCUCCACCUGCUAUUCAAAUCUUGCACCAUCUGCUUUUCAAAACUAGCCUAGAGCGCCAUCUGCUUAUAAAAAACUAGCUUGGAACGCCAUCUGCUAUUAAAAGCGAGUCUAAAAGCAGCUCCUGCUGUUCAAAACUAGCCAAGUUAAUCAAAACUAAUGACAGUUGUUAUAAGCAUGCGUAAAAUCUCAUUCACAUUCAUGACAUCAUGUCAUGAUUAUAAAUGUUUAAUAACAGUUUUAUGAACCCCUCUUCAAGUAUUCAAGUGUUAGCAGAUGUUGACCAAAGCGUCCUCUACGUUUCCAUUAAGUUGUCGCUGACUGUAUAUAAAGUGUUAUUUUCCAAUAUUAUGUCUGUAAGUUCAGCACAUGAUGUGAAUAGUACUAGCGAUUUGUAUUUGCUUGAGUUUGUACAGGGAGUAAUUUAAUUGAGGGAUGAAUCAAUGAUUAUGAACUAAUUUGUAUGGUUUGUUUUGUACAGAGCCCAGAUCAACUUACUGAAAGAAGCACAGUUCCCCUCAGAAAUUGAUAUUAAGUUAUUUGUCUCGUCUUUCAAACCUACAUGCCGUUAUUUGUACCGUGAAGCACAAAAAGGAGAGGCUUUGAAGGAAAAUGUCUCAGUUACUUGUGAAUUAUACAGCAAAAUGUGAGCCAUCGUUGGCCAAAAACCUGUAUUUUUGUUGCAUUUGCUUCUAUUGUGCAGUCUAAAACCUACUUUUUGGACACAAGAUUGGAAAUUAGUGCAACGUAUUUACAUUUUUUUUUAAUGAAGGAUUUUAUUUUAUUUACUUUGCAAAUAUGUAGCAUGAAGGCUCGCAGUUAUUGCAUUACAUGGUAGAAAAAAGGUAACACUUGAUGGGGUGUUCAUAAGACUGUCAUUAGACUUUUAUAAGUAUGACAUCAUAAAUAUGGAGGCAAGACUUUAUGCUUGCUUAUAACAACUGUUAUUAAGUGUCAUUGGCUCAGUUAUGACAUUUAAAAUGUAAAGAGGACAUUAUUUGUUAUGACAACUUGACAUAAAUACAUCACAACCUGUCCUCAUCUUUGUCAUGACAACUUGACAUUACAAAACUUGUCAUAAAUCUGUUAUAAACAUGAUUGUCAUUAAGCUGUUAUAAGUGUGUCAUGAAUUCUAUAACAUCGUCAUUAAUAUUUUUUAACCUCAACUUCAGUAGUACAAGCUGAAUUUGUUAUUAAAAUGUCAUUAAAUAUUAAUGACGCUCUUAAAAUGAUUUGACAGAGUAAUGACACUUUAAAAGAGACAUUUUAAUGACAAAUUAACUGAAAACCUGAUCGUAAAAAUAUUCAUGAUGCAUUUAUAAUGCCUCUUGACAAUCAUGUUUAUGACGGAUUUAUGACAAGACAAUUUCUGUCAAGACAAAACCGGUUAUGAUGCAUUUAUGUCGCUUAAUUACACGUAAUAAAAUCUCAUUCACAUUUAUGACGUGUCAUGUCAUGAUUAUAAAGGUUUUAUGACAGUCUUAUGAACACUCCUUCAAGUAAAGUGCUACCAAAAAGCGUAGUUAUAUGGUUUAAUCAACUUGAAGGUGAGUAAAUGUUCAAUUUUGUGUGAAGUAUACUUGUAAGUCAUUAUUCUUUUGUUUUUGAGGAGAAGUGUGUGUCUCGAUCACUCUGUAGAUGCACACUGAAGCCUUAACAUACGCUUCGUUUUGCUUCAAAUGCUUCAGGGGUGUCCAAACUCUGUCAUGGAGGGCCGGUGUCCUGCUUAUUUUACUUCAAAUCCCAAUUAAACACACUUGAACAAGCUAAUUAAGCUCUUUGGUAUGCUAGAAACUUCCAGGCAGGUGUGUUGAAGGAUGUUGGAGCUAACUAUACAGGACACCGACCCUCCAGGACCAAGUUUGUACACCCCUGCUGUAAAUCAUUUUGCCUUUUCUGCUCUGGACAUUCUGUGACAGACUAAACAACGUGUGGUUUACUAUUAGUGUUGCCACGAUACUGGAAUUCGAUACCAAUCGAUACUGAAAUUUUAAAAACGUCCAUUUCCUGCGAACAUUUGAGCACGUUCUUAAACAACGCUGAUUUGCCAUUGUGUUCACAUGCUCAACAGAAAUGACUGUGAUUGGCUGUGGAGGUCAUCAGUUCACCGAACUCACCGCUGUUUACUAAGUGCAACCAAAGAUACAGGAACACUGGAGCGUUUUAAAGCUGCGAUUCAUCAGUGGAUCACUCGUAUGUCAGCUUAUAGACAAACCAGCUGAUCGACGUGACUUUGAAGCGCUCCAGUGUCCCUGUAUCUGUGGUUUCACUCAGUAAACAGUGGUGAGUUCGGUGAACUGAUGACCUUCACAGCCAAUCACAGUCAUUUCUGUUAAGCACGUAAGCACAAUAGCAAAUCAGCACUGUUUAAGAACGUGCUCAACAGCGCUCAAAUGUUCACGGAAAAUGGACAUUUUUAAUAUUUCAGUAUCAGGACAACACUAUUUAUUAUGCUGUACCACAUUGAACAGAAUGACUGUUCAACCUCAUGAUGUUUUCGUAUACAUUUUUGCAUUAUUCAGAUGGAAAAUACAUCAGAUAACUUCAAAAUUGUGUAUGAUAUAAAGCGCACUUUAAGUGAAUGUGAUUUCCUGUGGUGGCAUGCAGUGAUGGGCUUAAUUUAUCUGCAUGUUGCUGACCUUGUCCUUCAUAUUUCUGUUUCUUCAUAAAACUCUUUAAUUUCUGUGGUUUUCUUUGAUUAUUAUUUAUUUGUUAGCUUAUCCAUCAGACACUGUUCAAAGAGCGCAGUUGAUGUCCCGUAAAGCUCAGGUCCUGUCUGUUUUCUGUCUACGUGCUUAUUUAUCCACCUUUCAUACACUUUAAAUGAUGUGGGUUGCAAUAAAGACUCUUUAUUACAGUCGAAA